ACCCAUCAUGCCAUCUACCGUCCCACACGUGCCCCCACCUCCCCGCACCAUGAGCUCCGACUCGUUCGAAGACGGCCGUCGCUCUCCUUCCCACGAAGACGACUCCGAAUCCGCCCUCAUAUUCGUCAGUGAGGACGGUCAGCAGGAUGACUUAGACACCACGCCGUUCGAGCUCUCCAGUGACGAUGACGAACAGGAAGAGAACGGCCCAUUUGCGCGGUCCACGAGCACUGAAUCGCUCUCUUCGCUCUCCGUCUUCCUCUAUCUCCUCUCUCCUCUGCUCAAGCUCGGUGCACUUAUCUCAACCUACGACAUUGCCCGGUUACCCCUCACAGUUGCUCUCCCCGGUCUUUUCUUCUUCGCGGGCUUGUGCGUGUUCUCGAGGCAGAUAUGGUAUAUGCUCUCGAGGUACGUCCGGCGUGCGGACAUGGAGGAGGUCUUUCUAGAGGCGUUGGCGAGAGGAAGAGGCAAGGAACGUAGACGCUACUUCGUGCGCAUGGCCGUACGCUUUAGUACUGCGUUGCUGCGUGUGUUGCUGGUUGCGGUAUAUCUCAGAUCAUGCGCCGAUGCCACCCUGCGUUACAUUCCUGAAAAAUUCCUCAUUCCGCCGCGUAUCGCCGCAACAACGGCCCUUGCACUUGUUAUAUCCCCGCUGUGCUUCGCGCCAUCGCUCGCAUCAAGCCUUGUAAUAUACUCGACAUGGUUAUCUGUGGCAAGUUAUGUAACCUGGCUCGCCUCCGUGGCCUAUGCACAUGCCAAGGGGAUGUCUGUCGACCACCAGGAAGCACAUGCGCCAGCCCUCUUGCAGGGAUUGAGUAUAAUCGCGUUCACAUACACGACGUCAUGUACCAUUCCGCUCUACGCUGCCUUGAAGAGCAGUUCCCAGCCAGGGAUGCCAAAGCAGAAGCGUUCAAAGUCCUUCAAAAUUUUCUCCCUCCUGUCCGUCGUGAUCGCUACCGCGUUGAUUCUUCCUCCAGUGAUAUUCAGCUCUCAAGCGUCUACGCACGCACUGCAGAAUAUGACGCAGCCAUCCAAGUCCCUUGUCACCAUUUGGACCGCUUUGUCGGUCAUGACUCUGAUGUUCGGGAUUCCAUCCAUCUUCGUUACUGUCCCAACACUCCCCGUUCCUCUUGCCAUUCGCCGACACACAAAUUUACCGGUCUCCAGAGUUGUUUUGUUUAUCGUGGCAUUCUCCAUGUCAUUCUUGUAUGGCGCUGCAUCAAGCGGGAUGUGCGACGUCCUCGUGAUCCUCGCGUUGCUCAGCACAUUCACCGUCCCAGCCCUCCUUCACAUCGUCAUUCACAACUUCCGUCGACCACUGAGCAUCGUGAUGCCUGGCACGCCCGCCCAGCCCAGCCACCCAGGUAUCAGCCGCAGCGAUUCGUACAACGAUGAGCUACUCCAACGCAAGGAACGUACACUGCAGCGGCGGCGCCUCGCAAGGCGCAUCAUGUGGGACAUCGGAGUCUGGACAUUACUCCUGCCCGUCAGCGGAGGUGCGCUAAUUUGGUGUGCAGGGCGGCUAUUGGGAAGGUGGUGACCCUUCCGCCCGAGACCGUAUCGCACUGCGCUCGGACGGUUUGUGUUUCUCCCUAGAUUGUAUGUUUGUUUGACAUCUUGUAUAGUAGUGUAUGCUCGACAUAGGAAAGACUGCUGGGACAUGUCUGCCUGCGAGCUGAGCAAUGGUAUUUUCUACAGGGCAGUUGCAG
Messenger RNA from Phanerochaete carnosa HHB-10118-sp, 1709 nucleotides. RefSeq lists its product as uncharacterized. NCBI's taxonomy places the organism in Eukaryota, Fungi, Basidiomycota, Agaricomycetes, Polyporales, Phanerochaetaceae. The coding region runs from base 8 to 1540 and encodes 510 amino acids. The transcript has 5 exons. The record is from RefSeq and is a predicted model, not a curated record. Gene Ontology annotation, molecular function: amino acid transmembrane transporter activity. Gene Ontology annotation, biological process: amino acid transmembrane transport.